UGGUCGUAACCGGGAGAUUCAGAGUGCUUUCGGCCAUACAAACAUAGUUGGUGUAUUAAAACAACAUUAGUGCAUAUAUUUCUUAAUUACCCCUCUAUUUACUGCGUCAAAAGACGUGCUCAUAAAGAGGAUGGCGACCAUAAAGCGUGAACGUGACAUUGACGAAGACGACGAUGAUGUACCUGUAAAAGUGGGUCGAGGGCAUGAUGUCGAGGACAAGAGGAGUCGCCACUGCCCCUACCUUGACACCAUCAACAGGAGUGUUUUGGACUUCGACUUUGAGAAGCUGUGCUCCAUUUCGUUGUCCCACAUAAAUGUGUAUGCCUGUCUAGUUUGUGGGAAGUAUUUCCAGGGGAGAGGACAGAAGUCUCACGCCUACACACACAGUGUACAGUUCACUCACCAUGUAUUCCUAAAUCUGCACACACUCAAAUUCUACUGUCUGCCUGACAAUUACGAGAUCAUUGACUCUUCGCUAGAAGAUAUCACGUACGUGCUGAAGCCCACAUUUACUCGCCAGCAUAUUGGCGGACUGGACAAGCAGGGCCGUCUCUACCGUGCCUACGAUGGCACAACCUAUCUGCCUGGCAUUGUGGGGCUCAACAACAUCAAAGCCAAUGACUAUGCCAAUGCAGUGCUACAGGCCCUGUCUAAUGUACCUCCCCUGAGGAACUACUUCCUGGAGGAGGAGAACUACCGCGAGAUUCGCCGGCCCCCGGGCGACAUCAUGUUCCUGCUGGUGCAGCGCUUCGGGGAGCUGAUGAGGAAGCUGUGGAACCCGCGCAACUUCAAGGCCCACGUCUCGCCCCACGAGAUGCUGCAGGCUGUGGUGCUCUGCUCCAAGAAGAACUUCCAGAUCACCAAACAGGGGGAUUCUGUGGACUUCCUGUCUUGGUUCCUCAAUGCUCUGCAUGGUGCUUUGGGUGGCACCAAGAAGAAACCAUCCAUCAUCACAAAAGUGUUCCAGGGCUCCAUGCGGAUCUUCUCUAAGAAACUGCCUCAUCCUGACCUGCCCCCAGAGGAGAAAGAGGCCCUCCUGCUGACUGAUGACUACCAGGAAGUGAUGAGCGAGGCUCCGUUCCUCUACCUGACCCUUGACCUCCCCACCGCACCGCUCUACAAGGACGAGAAAGAGCAGCUCAUCAUCCCACAGGUCCCCCUCUUCAACAUCCUCACCAAGUUCAACGGCAACACAGAGAAGGAGUAUAAGACGUACAAGGAGAACUUCCUGAAGCGUUUCCAGCUGAUUCGGCUGCCCCCAUACCUCAUCUUCUACAUCAAGAGGUUCACCAAGAACAACUUCUUUGUGGAGAAGAACCCCACCAUUGUGAACUUCCCCAUCACGAGUGUGGACCUGCGUGAGUAUCUGACCGAAGAGGCCCAGGCUACAGAGAAACACACCACCUAUGACCUCAUAGCCAACGUGGUGCAUGAUGGGAAACCCACAGAAGGAUCCUACAGGAUCCACGUUUUACAUCAUGGCACAGGGAAAUGGUAUGAGCUUCAGGAUCUACAGGUCACAGAUAUUCUUCCCCAGAUGAUCACGUUGUCUGAGGCGUACAUACAGAUCUGGAAGAGGAGACAGAGUGAAGAGGACGAGGACAGUCACACAGGAGCCUAAGAGACUGAGUAUUUUGGCAUGCUUGCUGCUGUGUGGAUACUGAACAUUUGUUUUGUUUUGUUUUUUUUAUACAUAUAUGUUUUACCUUCUCAAACCUGAAACUCUUGUUUUGAGCUCCAAAGGCUGUUAUUGUAGCAGAUAAAAAUCAGCUCAUGAGCUUAUUGAAAGAAACAAAGGGCAUGUAAUAAUUAGGUCUCAGGAAUGCUGCCCAACAAUGCUAUCUGAAAUUCUACCUGCUGAGUCACGGAAUAAACUGACUACAAACAUGAUACAA
This is a messenger RNA of Sardina pilchardus (European sardine), 1895 nucleotides long. It is a transcript of the gene usp39, whose product is annotated as ubiquitin specific peptidase 39. The transcript has 13 exons. Gene Ontology annotation, biological process: mRNA processing; spliceosomal complex assembly; protein deubiquitination. The record is from RefSeq and is a predicted model, not a curated record. Gene Ontology annotation, molecular function: cysteine-type deubiquitinase activity; zinc ion binding. Bases 131 to 1621 code for a protein of 496 amino acids. NCBI's taxonomy places the organism in Eukaryota, Metazoa, Chordata, Actinopteri, Clupeiformes, Clupeidae.